Messenger RNA from Aspergillus eucalypticola CBS 122712, 432 nucleotides. Its product is annotated as P-loop containing nucleoside triphosphate hydrolase protein. Bases 27 to 332 code for a protein of 101 amino acids. Gene Ontology annotation, molecular function: GMP kinase activity. Lineage: Eukaryota; Fungi; Ascomycota; Eurotiomycetes; Eurotiales; Aspergillaceae. The record is from RefSeq and is a predicted model, not a curated record. The transcript has a single exon. Gene Ontology annotation, cellular component: cytosol.
CCACACACAACCAACCCCAAUCACCCAUGGAGUCAAAUUCCACCCAGCGAGUCUCUCCCUUCCCACCCACUCCCCCGACCCGCGCACCAUGGGUCGACGAAAUCCAUGGCAAGAGCUACUUCUUUAUAGACAAGCCGAUGUUCGAGGACCUCAUAUCUCAGAGUGCCUUCGUGGAACAUGCCACCUUCAGUGGGGACCAGUAUGUGACGAGCAAAAGAACAAUCUCGGAUCAAAUAGAGAAAGGACCCGUGGUCGUGCUAGACAUCGAGAUGAAUGGUGUGAGACAGAUGAAGGCAAAUCCUAGUAUCGAUGCUCGUUAUGUUUUUAUUUGAGCCACCGAGCUUUGAGGCGCUCGAGGUACGGCUUCGGGGGCGAGUAGGGAGUUGGAAGGGUUUGUGUUGCGGGUAGGUGCGCUUAGUUUGUGUUCUGUUG